Molecule: messenger RNA, 228 nt
Organism: Gongylonema pulchrum
Lineage: Eukaryota; Metazoa; Nematoda; Chromadorea; Rhabditida; Gongylonematidae
Source: the annotation of a GenBank genome assembly
AUGCGUGAGCUAACUAAUCGUGUGCACUUCAGUUUCAGUUCUGUCAAAGAGUCAACAUUAUCAGACAAAUGCGACUGCAUCGAGUUGGAUUUGGAUAAAUUAAAAGGCCACUGGGCGCAGCCGCUGUCGUCUAUUUCGUUGCAGCACGAUUUUCAGGAUGGAGUUGCCGAACUGUUUGAUUCUAUCGAUCCAGUGCAAAUUGAUUGUUCUAGCAUUGAAUGUCAGUGA